Fomitopsis serialis is the source of this 735-nucleotide messenger RNA. RefSeq lists its product as uncharacterized. The record is from RefSeq and is a predicted model, not a curated record. Bases 1 to 735 code for a protein of 244 amino acids. The transcript has 11 exons. Lineage: Eukaryota; Fungi; Basidiomycota; Agaricomycetes; Polyporales; Fomitopsidaceae.
AUGGUCGAAUCCGCGCUGGUUGGUCAGAGUCUCGGGGACGAUUUGCAGACGACGUUCAUCGGAGCGUUCUUCCUCUUCCUGCUCUACGGUUGUACCCUGGGACAAACGGUAUACUACUACUCGCGCUACGGGCAGGACCAUUCGCAGCUCAAGAUACUUGUGGGAGUAUUGCUUGCUGUCGACACUGCGAAAGUGGGGGCAGGCGCCGAUAUCUUGUAUUACUACACCGUGGCGAAUCACCAAGCGCCAUCCGACAUCGCUGCGCUCAUAGGUAACCUACAUGACGCAAGCAAGGACGCACUCACGGGCAUCUCAGCGAGGAUGGGCGUCGUCCAGCUUGCCACGAACAUCGCAACAGACCUCUACAUCACCGUCGCCCUCACGUGGAUCCUGCACCACUUCCAUUCUGCCGUCGAGACGCGAGGGCUGCUGAGGAGGUAUGAUUCGAACCUGGGCACGAUCAUGUCGCGCCUGUUUGCCUACAGCGCAAGUCGAGGCGCACUGCUCCUAGUCCUGCAGGUUGUGGAGAUCACUAUCAAUCUCCUCGAUGACGAACAUCACACAUACCUUACCAACAUCGUGUGGCUCUCACAAAGCACAAUAUACUGCAAUACCGUGCUGGCUGCCCUCAACGUGCGGCAGCACGUCCGCGAGAGUACAGCCACGCCAUCGCUCUUCAGCUGGUCGAUGCGUCGGGCACAGUCGGGCAUCUCCGCAACAAUGCAGAGGUCCUGA